GCAGAUCUAUGCGCUCUGGACCGCCAUCGUCCUGCUCGAUGUUUCGGAAAUCUAUAAGUCGCGCCUGCCUUACAAUAACUUUACAUAAGACGGGGAGGUUUAGUAGCUGCACGAUUCACUGACGAGCGGACUCACAUUCUUCACAUAUGCUUUUUACCUGAUAGAGAAACUAGUGUGGAUGCCAACAAUGGCCUUUAUACAAGUACAGCCCAUGCGAAUAGCCCUGUUCUUGGGAAGAGGAAACUGUAUCUCUCAUGUGAAUAAUGCAGUUAAAACACGGGUGUCUAACUGCGACUCCACUGCAGUGCAGCCUCACUGGCUAGCAGGCCCAUCCCUAGAUAAGAAACCUCAGUUUUUAAUGAACAAACUCCACCCAAAGUGUGAGGCACGUAACUUCUUAAGGUGCCGGCCAUGCUUAAAGUCACCAGUGUCCUGUAGUUGUAUCAGCAUUCGUACAUAUUCAGCAAAUCAACCAGCUUCUGAGAGGGGCAAGAACAGCGAGCCCAACAUCCAUGAAUCAAAAGCAUCACCACCAAUCUUGGAGGGCCAGACACUUGCCAUGGGCAUGUGGUCCCUGGGCCUUGGAGCUGUGGGUGCUGCCAUAGCAGGCAUAAUUCUUGCCAACACAGACUUUUUCCUGACCAAGCCUGAACAUGCCACUCUAGAAUACCUGGAGGAUACUGACCUCAAAACCACUUUUGGAGAUGACAAGACAUUUAAAGCUCGAACUCUGUGGGAGAAGUCGGGUGCAGUGAUCAUGGCCGUACGACGGCCUGGAUGAUUUUUGUGCAGAGAGGAGGCCGCUGAGCUGUCCUCUCUGAAGCCCCAGCUGGACCAGCUUGGGGUCCCUCUGUUCGCUGUUGUCAAAGAGGACGUCAGUACAGAGAUUCAGGACUUCAGACCCCACUUUGCUGGGGAUGUUUUUCUUGAUGAAAAGCAAGCUUUCUAUGGACCACAACAGAGGAAAAUGGGUGGUCUUGGCUUCAUUCGUCUAGGAGUUUGGCAGAACUUCAUUAGAGCUUGGAAGUCAGGUUACCAGGGAAACAUGAAUGGCGAGGGCUUCAUCCUGGGUGGGGUAUUUGUCAUAGGAUCUGGCAAGCAGGGGGUCCUUCUUGAGCAUCGGGAGAAGGAGUUUGGUGACAAAGUCAGCAUUGAGUCUGUUUUGGAGGCAGCUAAGAAAAUAGUGGUGGAGAAAUAGAUUAGUUUUUAUAAUUAUUGAUGUGGAAAAUGUUGUCAAGAUAGAUCAAAAUAGUAACAAAUGUUGUAAUUUUUAGUUUUCUCAGAAAUUAAAGCUUAAGCUACAAGUUAGAACAAACAGAGUAAGUAUUUAACACAUCACACCUCAUUUUCUUUACUAACGCUGUGAAUAUAAAGGAAAGCUCAGGUUCUGCUAAACUUAGUUGGUACUAAGGAAUAAUGUUAGGGACUGAAGCACAAAGUGUUGCAGAAAUUAACUUCGAUUCAGGUGCUUAAUAGUUCUUGCUGUUUGCUUCACUAAGUUCUUUUGGCACUUAGAAAUGACUUUGCUGUGAUUCUUCACUCAGUCAGGUUCUGUUGGCUGUCUGCUGCUGGGCUGGUGACUUGGUUUGUGUGUUUUAAUGACAUUCUGUCUCAAAACUCAGUAGUGAGAGAGCAGAUUUGAAGCUUGACACAUUCUUUCCUGCUCACCAAUGUUUGGUCAGGAGACAGUCAGCAGUUCUGAAUCAGGUGGAGUAUGCCAUUUGCAAUAAAAAACAGCAGACACAAAA
Molecule: messenger RNA, 1748 nt
Organism: Colossoma macropomum (tambaqui)
Lineage: Eukaryota; Metazoa; Chordata; Actinopteri; Characiformes; Serrasalmidae
Gene: selenou1a
Product: selenoprotein U 1a
Exons: 7
Source: RefSeq, a predicted model, not a curated record